Phragmites australis (common reed) is the source of this 2774-nucleotide messenger RNA. Its product is annotated as protein ALTERED PHOSPHATE STARVATION RESPONSE 1-like. The coding region runs from base 172 to 2562 and encodes 796 amino acids. The record is from RefSeq and is a predicted model, not a curated record. The transcript has 4 exons. Lineage: Eukaryota; Viridiplantae; Streptophyta; Magnoliopsida; Poales; Poaceae.
AAAGACCAGCUUCAACUCCGCCACUUUCGCCACUCCACAGCUGCACGGAACCCACAGUGCAUCCACCGCCACGGGCCAUCACCGUUCUCCCCCACCCCGACAGCAUCGCACCCCAUCACCAGGAGCCCCUCCCGAGAAUCGCCGGAACCCCAUCGCCGGCCGGCCGCCUCGAUGGGGUGCGGGCAGUCCAAGAUCGACCAGGAGGAGGCGGUGUGCCGGUGCCGGGACCGGAAGCGGCUGAUGGCCGACGCCGUUCAGGCGCGGAACGCCUUUGCCGCCGCCCACACCGGCUACACCGUCCGCCUAAAGAGCACCGGCGGCGCGCUAUCCGACUUCGCCCACGGCGAGGCGCCCGACCCUAGCCUGCUGGCCUCCUAUUCCCACCACGCCGCCGCCGCCGCCGCCGCCGCGGCAUCCGUGUCCGCGCCGCCUGACCCCUCCACCGCCUCUGUCCUCAGCGCGGCCUCCCCGCCGCCCCCGCCGCCAUUCUCUGACUUCUCCCACUCCAGCCUCCAACGGUCCUCCUCCACCCCCAACAUCCCUAUGCCCGACCCGAGGGCCGACGCCAAGAACCGGCCCCCCACCGGCGCUGCUAUCCGGGAGGAAGACGAGGACGAGGAGGAAGAUGAUGGGCAUAUCAGGACCGACAGUGAUGAUGAUGAUGACGACGAUGACAGCGAUGACGAGGAUGAUCACCAUGAGCAUGACGAUGUUAGUGUGGAUGGCAUGGUUCACGGACGGCUGCAGAAGCGGGUUGUGAUUGAUAGCGUGGGAUCUUCUCCGGUGACACCACCUCCGCCACCACGUCUGAACCCAGCCCCACCAACGCCGGCCUCCGCAACGCCACCACCUCCGGUGCCAGAGUCACAGAUGGCUACCUGGGAUUACAUCUUUGGUCCGAUCCCCACGCCACCACUCACCCUAGAGCAGCCCCCUGAUGAAACUUGGAUGGAAAGGCACGAGAAGGAGAUAGUGGCUGAGGUGAAAGCACCUGUGACAAAACCAGUUGUUAGUGAACCAGCUGCUGCUGAGGAAAGGCCACCACAUACAGCCGCAGAGAAACAGAAAACCGUUGAGGAAAUGGUGGCAAAUCUAGCCCCAUCAAAACCUAUUGUUCGGAAGCCACCCAAGGCUCCUGGCCCACUGCCGGCAGUACACUACCAGCAUGCCUCAUCGAUGGGUAUUGUUGAGACUCGAAAGGGGAAGAUGAUGGCGGCAUCAGGGACUGCCAGCUUGCUACAGAUUGUUACUCAACUUGAUGAUAACUUCCUCAGAGCUUCAGAGAGUGCACAUGAUGUGUCAAAAAAGUUGGAGGCCACCCGAAUGCAUUACCACUCCAACCAUGCUGAUAGCCGAGGACAUAUUGAUCACUCUACAAAAAUUAUGCAUGUUAUCACAUGGAACCGCUCCUUCAAGAACUUACCUGACCAUGAUGACCUGAAUGAUAAUUUUGAGAUAGAUGAAAGAUUUGAAACUCAUGCUGCAGUUCUUGAUAGAAUGCUUGCUUGGGAGAAAAAACUGUAUGAUGAAGUGAAGGCUGGGGAGCUUAUGAAAAUCGAUUAUCAAAAGAAGGUGGCUCUAUUGCAUAAGCAGAAGAAACGUGGUGUUAAACUUGAAACCCUGGAGAAGACAAAAGCUGCUGUUAGCCACUUACACACAAGGUACAUUGUAGAUAUGCAAUCCAUGGAUUCAACAGUUUCAGAAAUAAAUCAGCUUCGUGAUAAACAGCUAUACCCAAAGUUAGUCGACCUUGUUGAUGGAAUGGCUAAGAUGUGGAGUGCUAUGCACCGUCAUCAUAGGAGUCAGUUUAUGAUCGUCAUAGGAGUCAGAGGUUUUGAGGUUCCUCCUGUUCCAAGAGAGACAACUGAUUCACAUUACAACCAGACUUGCGAGCUACGUGACAUCGUUAGGGAGUGGCACGUGCAGUUCGAGAAACUGAUGGACAAUCAGAAAGCAUACAUCAGAGCACUCAAUGCGUGGCUGAAGCUUAAUCUCAUCCCUAUCGAGAGCAACAUGAAGGAGAAGGUCUCCUCCCCUCCAAGGCAGGUGGAUCCACCCAUCAAGCACCUGCUGUAUGCCUGGCAUGACCACCUUGAGAGGCUUCCAAUUGAGCUUGCAAAAACUGCCAUUAAAAGCUUUGCUGAAGUCAUAAGCAAUAUUGUACACCUUCAGGAAGAGGAAGUAAGCCUAAGGAGGAGAUGUGAAGAAACUCGCAGGGAUCUGAACCGAAAGAAAGGACAGUUUGAAGACUGGCAUCAAAAGUAUUUGGAGAGACGGGCGGCCUUAGGUGAGGAUGCAAACCCUGAAGCAGCUGAAACUCAAAACCGAGAUCCUAUCGAAGAGAGGAAACGUGCCAUCGAGGAAGUAGAGAUUAGGCUGAGGGAGGAGGAGGGUGCCCACCAUAGGCUUUCCAGGCAGGUGAGAGAGAAAUCACUUGCAAACCUCCGGACACACCUGCCAGAGCUCUUCAGAAACAUGGCUGAUUUCGCUUUCUUUUGCCAUGACAUGUACAACAAUUUGAGAAAAACUGCUACCAUGCCCAAAGAUGAAGUCCAAGGCUGAUAUUGUACGUUCGUAGUCGUACUCAACCAGCAAUAGGAGAAAACUUUGGCUGUAGGUGUUUCCUGGUGACUUGGGGAUCCUGAGGUCACUCUCAAUUUGUCGGAGUACGUUGUAGAGCUAGUGAUCAUUAAUUAUGUUUAUAAAUUGAAAUGAUCCUUCCUGAGUUCAUUGUUUAUUGCCAUUCUGUGUUAUGCGUUGAUGCCUUAUUUUGA